This is a messenger RNA of Rhizoctonia solani, 1353 nucleotides long. Its product is annotated as Retrotransposon-derived protein PEG10. The transcript has a single exon. The record is from RefSeq and is a predicted model, not a curated record. Gene Ontology annotation, molecular function: zinc ion binding; nucleic acid binding. NCBI's taxonomy places the organism in Eukaryota, Fungi, Basidiomycota, Agaricomycetes, Cantharellales, Ceratobasidiaceae. Bases 1 to 1353 code for a protein of 450 amino acids.
AUGGCAACCCGUUCCCAGAGCACCGCUCGUCCCCCGUCCCCUCUCGAUCAAGGAGAGUUGGGACCCACUAUUUUGGCAACCGCCAAUGAGCCAACAAGCCUCAAACCCAAGGUCUAUGGGGAAAUCUCCCUCAGCCGCGCAAUCUCCCUCCUCCUGGGAUUGCAAAACCAAGUCCUCCGGCUCAAACAGGAACUCAAGGAACAAAAAGAAGCCACAAAGGAAGCCCAAGACUGGAUGGGAGCAGUCGACCAAGCCCUCACUCGCAUUGAGGCUAGGGGUGGAACCCCACACACACCAGAAGACCGGAAACCUCCGGCAAUCAAGGCCACGCCCAGGCCCCUACCCAAAGCCAACCCUCUUCCAGCGCCUAGUGCGCCCCUCGUUGCCUGGGCUAACCCCACAAAAGCUCCCCCCAUCUUUGCACAACCAAUGCCCGUCCAAGCUCCCCCGCAAGUCCAUACUCCCCCUGCACCUACGCCUAUCCGGCUCCAAUCCCCCCAAGUCCCACAACCAGUGGCCCCUGUAGCCACUUAUCAAGCCCCGGUCAAGGUGGACCACCCUGACGCCUAUUUGGGGAAGAUAGGGAACGAAGCCCGCCAAUGGCUCACACGGAUGUUGGCAUGGGUACGUCUGAAUCAACGGAUGUUCCCCACGGAUCAGGAGGUCCUGUCGUUCCUCCUAAUGAACAUGAAGGACGUAGCAGGAGCCUGGGCUCACCCCCACCUCAAUCAACUUGGGUCCCACAGGGCCCUUAUCCAAACAGUUGACGAGUUUAAAACGGAGUUUUUGGCUGCAUUUGGGAACCCGGAUGCCACGCAAGCUGCCGAGCGGCAAAUCACACAACUCACUCAGACAGGAACCUGUGCUGAGUAUAUCACAAAGUUUAGGACCAUCACCAUGGACCUAGACUGGAACGACGCCGCCCUUUGUGGGCAAUUUGCACGUGGCCUUCACUGGGAGGUCAGCCGCCUCAUUGCCACUCAAGAGCGGCGCCCAACUACCCUCCUGGAGCUGCAGAACGCGGCCCUGGUCAUUGAUAACGCCCUCCGCAAGGAACGUGCCAGCCACCCGCCUAAAGGUAGUAAGUCUGGAACUUCCUCCACCCCCAAUAGGGGGGCGAGUACUGGCCAACAGGCCACAAGACCAGGACGCCUCUCUAGCAAUCCUAAUUUUGUCUCCGAGGAGGAGCAAAACCGCCGCUGGGCCAAAGGCCUAUGCAUCAAGUGUGGCAAGACAGGCCACAAGUUUGCGGAAUGCCGCACUGGCUGGAAAGCCAUGCCUAAGGAGGAAGGCGUCAAGAAAGAAGCCGCCAAGAUUGGCAAAGAGUCUGGACCCGAAUUGGGAAAAGACUAA